AUGGUUACUCUUGGAAGUGGAGCGGUUGAAAGUAAGAAGCACCGACAUAAGAAAAGGCACAAGGAUGAUAAGAACCAAGAAGAUCAGAAAGGAGGAGGCCUUCAAAAGAAAGUAGAGAACGAACUUGAGAAGAGUAGGCUUACUGAAGAACAUGGGCAUCCGAUUAGAUCUCAGAACUCUUCUGACAGCACUCUUAGCAACACCAAAAGACAGAAGCUGAACUCACCCCUUGAUGGUGAGAAUAAUUCUAGAACUAGCAUCCGGAUCUGGUUGCCUCUCCAAAGGCAAAAUGAUCCAGAAGUGUUACCCAGCAGGGAACAGCCUUGCUCUGCCUCUGGGGGGAUUGACGACGCCUGUACUCAAGUGAUGCAGGAACAUGCUCAUAGAAUAGGUUUGGAAGAGGGAGAACUUCCUUGUUCUACUUCCAAAGAGAUGUGUUCAGAACUCAUGUUAAGGCUAAACGAAGAAAAGCCUUGCCUCUCUAUAAGAGUGUCUCAAAGUUCUGCUCAGAUGGCUGAGAUAGUUGUGCCAUCAAGUUUGUGUGAUCGCUGCUCCCCUCAGUUAGCAUUAAAAUGCAGAGAUGUCAUUAAGAAUUGGGUUACACCUCCAACGGAACUUGACUGCACUUUUGAUGAUAAGGAAUGGCUAUUCAGGGCAAAGCAGGAUCAGAUAUGUGGAGCCAAAAUUGGUGAAGUGGGUAGUCUUGGUUUACCUCUUUGA
Pistacia vera is the source of this 720-nucleotide messenger RNA. RefSeq lists its product as uncharacterized. Bases 1 to 720 code for a protein of 239 amino acids. The transcript is spliced from 3 exons. Lineage: Eukaryota; Viridiplantae; Streptophyta; Magnoliopsida; Sapindales; Anacardiaceae. The record is from RefSeq and is a predicted model, not a curated record.